AUGGCUGUUUUCUGGACAAAACCGCUGGCUCCAAUUCCCUCUGCCACCUUCAUCUGCAUCUUCUUCUUCUUUAUUCCCUCUGAAUUCGCGAGACUCCAUAGCCUGGAAGUUUCUCCGUCCGAAUUCAUAGGCUCCGUGAGAACAAUAGGUGAUGUUUUGCAAAAUGUUACCUCCACUCUCAAAUCUGAGUCCAUUAAUGUCGAAAGUGAGUUUCCUCUUUCUGAUGCCGUUUUAGCAUGUCUGGAGUUGUUGGACUUGUCAGCUGAUGAACUCAGCUGGUCCAUUUCCGCUGUUCAAAAUCCCCAAGGGAAGCAUAACAGUACUGGGAAUCUGAGCUCUGAUUUAAGGACAUGGAUAAGUGCUGUACUUGCGAACACAGACACGUGCAUGGAUGGUUUGGAAGGUACAAGUGAGAAUGUGAAAAGUUUGAUAUCCAACGAAAUUGAGGAAGCAAAGUGGUUGCUCCAAAAGCUGGUGAACCAGGUGAAGCUUGUUUCGGAUGAUUUCGGAAGCGACAGAUUUCCUUCAUGGGUUGAACCACUUCUGCAGAGAAAAAAGGUGGAUGCAGAUGCUGUAGUUGCUGCAGAUGGGAGUGGUGAUUUCACAAAGGUGAUGGAUGCUGUGAAUGCAGCUCCUGAAUAUAGCAUGAGACGCUUUGUGAUACACAUAAAGAAGGGUGUGUACACUGAGAAAGUUGAGAUUAAGAAGAAGAAGUGGAACCUUGUGAUGAUUGGAGAGGGUAUGGAUGUUACUGUGAUCUCCUUUAACCUCAGUCAUACUGAAACAUUAAGCACACUCAGGACUGCUACCUUUGCUGUGAAUGGGAGAGGGUUCAUAGCAAGAGACAUUUCCUUCAGGAACACUGCAGGACCCCAAAGAAACCAAGCUGUUGCUCUGAGAUCAGACUCUGACCUUUCUGUGUUCCACCGAUGUGGGAUUUUUGGCUACCAAGACAGCCUCUAUGCCCACUCCUUGCGCCAAUUUUACAGAGAAUGUACAAUUAGUGGCACAGUGGAUUUCAUAUUUGGACAUGCCAAAGCAGUGUUCCAGAACUGCACAAUAUUGGUAAAAAAAGGCUUACAAGGCCAGAAGAACACAAUCACAGCUCAAGGAAAAGCUUACAUUUCUCAAUCAUCUGGUUUCUCCAUCCAAUUCUGCAACAUUUCAGCAGAUUAUGACCUUCUUCCCUCACUUAACACCACCUCAACCUACCUUGGAAGACCCUGGAAGAAUUAUUCUAGAACAGUCUUCAUGCAGUGUUACAUCAGUGAGGUGUUAAGACCAGAAGGGUGGCUAGAGUGGGAUGGACCAUUGUAUUUGGACACUUUGUUCUUUGGUGAGUACAAGAAUUAUGGAGCAGGAGCUAGGCUAGAUAACAGGGUGAAAUGGCCAGGGUACCAUGUGAUAAAUGAUUCUAGCCAGGUUUACAACUUCACUGUGGCCAAUCUCAUUUUGGGGGAUCUAUGGUUACCUUCAACAGGUGUAACAUACACUCCUGGAUUUGGGGAUUAA
Molecule: messenger RNA, 1512 nt
Organism: Sphenostylis stenocarpa
Lineage: Eukaryota; Viridiplantae; Streptophyta; Magnoliopsida; Fabales; Fabaceae
Source: the annotation of a GenBank genome assembly